AUGAAUUCUUCUUCAAUUUUUUUCAUUCAAAAUACCGACAGAACUAACCUUACAGAUUCGUCACUAUCCAAGAAACCAGAAUUUUCAAUAAGAAUAGUAGUAUGUGAUUAUUAUCUUACAAAACCAGUACCUGGUGUUGAUGUUAUAUAUUCUGAAUUUAGAGGUUCGGAUAUUAAACAGGUGCCAGUGCUUAGAAUAUUUGGGCCUACUCCUUCUGGAAGGAAGGCUUGCCUUCAUAUUCAUGGUGUUUUCCCUUAUUUUUAUUUACCAUGUCCAACAUCAAAUCCAGAACCACAGUUUUUGUAUCAGAUUGCAGCAAGCUUAGAUAAGGCUAUAAACAUUGCAUUGAAACAAGCAACAUCAGUAAAUCAACAUGUAUAUAAAAUAUCUUUGGUUAAAGGAUUACCUUUUUAUGGAUUUCAUGAUAAAGAGCAUUUAUAUUUAAAGAUUUUUUUGUAUAAUCCAGGCUUAAUAAGACAAGCAGUAGACUUAUGUAGCAAUGGAGCUAUUUUAGGUCAAUCUCUACAGCCACAUGAAUCUCAUCUAAACUUCACUUUACAGUUUUUCAUAGAUUUCAAUUUAUUUGGUAUGAGUAAUAUUGAUUUACAAAGUGUUAAAUUUCGUAGAAACGGUCUAUUACAAAGUAGUAAUGAUCCAUUAGAUGAAAUUGAUGAAAUUAAUCUGAAACCAGAAAGUAUAUGUUACUUUGAAGCUGAUUGUGUCGCGUCACAGAUUAUUAAUAGACAGAGAAUUGGAAAAGCAGACGGUAUAGAAAAUCCAGGCCUAGAAGAAGUAUGGAAUCAAGAAAUGGAAAGAAGGAAACAGUUAGAUAUAUCUCUAGCAUCAAAAUCACUCACUCAAAGUAGAAAUAAAACUGAUGAAACAGAUUCACAUUAUAAAUAUCAAAAUAUGUUUUUAGUAAAAAAUUCUAAUUUAAUUGAUAAACCAAUUGAAAUAGACUCAAAGGUGACAAAUGAACCUAAAAUACAUUAUCCUGCAGAAAUGACUAUGGAGGGAUCACAACUUUAUAAUGCUUCUGAUGUCAGUACACAUUUACCAGAAAACACAAAUCAAACAUUAAAUAAAACAUUAAGAAGUAACAGUGGAAAUACAAAUCUUGAUAGCACAGUUGUAGAUGAAGAUAUAGCAUUAAAUAGCAGUUUUUCCUUACAUUACAGUCAAGUAUUAUUGGAUAGUGAAGAUUUUGAGUUAGUGGAUAUGCUUCAAGAUUUAGAUGAUAAGCCAAUAGAUGAUGAUAGUGUAAUGGGUACUCAACAAGAAAGAGCUGAAGAAGUAAAUUCUGAUGCUGAACUUGAUAAAGAAUAUUCACAAAUAUUUAAUGAUGACACUAUUUGUUUGGAUCCGGAAAAAUGCGAAAGUGAUGCUAAGGAAUCAACACCCUCUUGGAAUGACACAUUUUGGGAUGGUGCUAACAUAUCACAAUUGGAUGGAACAUGUGAUGACGAUCAUGUUAAAAAAGUAAGAAAAAGAAAAAUGAGAUCAUUUAAACUUGGUCUAUCCAGGCCAAAAACUAAAAAGUCCAGUAAAACAGAUGGUAAUAAAAAAUUAAAUAAAAAUCUGGAUACAGAAACGAUAGAAACAGAACAAGAAAUUAAUGAAUUAAAGAUUUCAGAAAGUAAAGAAUCCAUUGUUACUACUUCAAAAAAUUCUUUGGAAAUGUCGAUAGAUGUUUUAGAUAUAAGUUUAAAUAACGAGAAACCUGAAGAAAAGGUGAUUAAUACAAAUAUGUCUAUUACUGAAUUAGUAAAAAUACAGUCUGAAAAAAGUUUAAAACUAGAACCAGCUAUUGAAUAUGAUAAACAGAAAAAAUUUGAACCUGUCGCUGGACCAUCUAAACCAGUAGUAACUAAUAAAAUGAAAAUUAUCAUACCUGAUAAUUCUAUAAAUGACUCGUUUGAUUCAUCACCAGAAGAAGAUGUGGGUAUUAAAAGUUUUUAUGACACAUCAAAAUUUAUUGAUACAUCUUUAGAAAUUGAUGCUAGCUUAUCCCCGGAAGCUGCAAAUAGUCCUAACAAUGUUACUGUUGAACAAAAUCCCAUUAAGAACGAAAUAAGUGAAAAUGUAAAAAUUAAGCAAGAAAUUGAAGAUUAUGAAGCUUUAAGUGACAAAAAAAUUAUAAUAACACCUAAAAUAAAACCACCUACUACGAAUUAUGUUAUAUCAACAUGUCAGAAGUAUUCUAUACCAGAAAAUCUAAAUUUGAAACCUUUUUUCUCCAAUUACAAAGAUGUUGGUGACAAAAUAGAAAUAGGUCAUAUGCUUAUCAAAUUACAAAGUCAUCAAGCUCGCGAUAUGAAUCCAUUUGAAAAAGUAUUAAAUACAACUAGUAUAGAAGAAUGGAGGCAAUUAUUAUUUCUGCAACAGACAAAUGAAAUGCCAGAUGAUAUUCCAAAACCCGAAAUACUAAAAUCUUUAUUAGCAGGAAAUAAACAAUACAUUUUAGAACCAAUUAAAAAACCUCCUACAACUCGUGAUGUUAGUUAUUGGAUAAAACAACAAGAUAAAGAAUCAACUACAGAAUCUAAUAUAGAUUGUAAAGAAAUAAGUAAAGAUAUUGAUGAACUGGAAUCAUCACAAGUUAUAGGUUUAAAUGAAGAUGAAAUUAACAGUAGCCUUAGUUUAGAAAGUACUGAUAAAGAUAUAACAAAAAUGACCAACAGUCUUCAAGUUAUGCAACCUGAUGGAUCAUUUCUCUGUUUUGGAAGUACAGAAAAUCAAAGCGAAAAUAUUCUCGACUCACCAGCAAUGGAGGUUGAUUUUCUUACAUUAAUGCUGGUAGAAGUGCAUACAUCAGUUCGUCUAGAUUUGAAUCCAGACCCUUCAAUAGAUCCUAUCCAAGCAAUAUUUAUUACAGUAAAAAAUUACUGUCCCACAAAUCACUUUCUACAAAAUGAAAUUACUGAAAUACUCGUCAUAGAUUCACUUCAACCUCCAAAACUUUUAGAUAGAUGCGUUUUUAAUUCAAAAGUGACUUACGUAGAAAAUGAAAUCAAAUGUAUAGAGAAAUUGAUAAAACUAGUAAAAGAAAAUGACCCUGAUAUUCUAUGUGGAUAUGAUAUUGAAAUGAAUUCUUGGGGUUACAUCAUAGAAAGGGCACAAAACUUGGGCAUUGAGGUUAUAAUGGAAAUUUCUAGAAUAACCGAGAAACAUCGACAGAAGAGAUGGAGGAAUGAUGAAAGCGAAUUAGAAGGGAGGGUGAUUGGAAGAAUUACGUUCAAUGUUUGGCGUUUAUUUAGACACGAGUUGGCAUUAUCUAGUUAUAGCUUUGAGAACUGUAUGUACGUAAUAUUAAACGAGAGAGUACCAACAUAUAGUUACGCACAAUUAGCCGAAUGGUGGAAUGAUGAAUCAAGAAUCUUAAGAUGGAUUCCCGUUGAAUACUAUCUCACUAAACUGUCCGGAACAGUUAGAAUGUUGGAGAAGCUAGAUAUGAUAAAUCGUACAUCAGAGCUGGCGCGUCUGUUUGGUCUGCAGUGGUGGGAGGUGCUGUCCCGGGGCUCGCAGUUCCGUGUAGAGUCACUCAUGUUGCGAGCAGCUCGGCCACUAAACUUGGUCGCCUUGUCGCCUACAGUACGCCAGAGAGCGGCCAUGCGUGCGCCGGAAUGUCUGCCACUUAUAUUUGAACCAGAAUCCCGAUUUUAUUCGGAUCCAGUGAUAGUGUUGGAUUUUCAAAGUUUGUAUCCUUCUAUGAUGAUCGCCUACAACUACUGCUUCUCCACCUGCAUCGGCCGCGUGCAAAAUAUUAACGGCGAUGCACCAUACGAAUUCGGUACUUGGCGUUUACGUAUACCUAAAUCAAAGUUGGACACACUAGUGGGCAAUGGACUAGUGCAUUGGUCACCUGUGGGCGUGGGCUUUAUCAAAUGUUCAGUACGUCGUGGUGUGUUACCUGCGCUACUGAGACGGAUCCUCGCCGCGCGGCAGGCGGUCAAGAAAAAUAUGAAACUGCAAACCGAUGAGGCAGUUAAAAAGGCCAUGCAUUCAAGACAAUUAGGUUUGAAACUAAUAGCGAAUGUAACGUACGGUUACACGGCGGCUAACUUCAGCGGGCGCAUGCCCUGUGUUGAGGUCGGUGAUAGUGUGGUCGCCAAAGGACGAGAAACACUAGAACGAGCUAUCAAACUCGUCGAUAACAAUACUAAAUGGAAUGCAAAGGUGAUAUACGGUGAUACGGAUUCAAUGUUUGUAUUAAUUCCGGGCGCGAGCAGACAGCGAGCGUUUGAGAUCGGACAAGAGAUAGCUGACGCAGUCACUGCUGACAAUCCAUCGCCGGUCGUAUUGAAAUUAGAAAAGGUGUAUCAACCUUGUAUUUUACAAACAAAGAAACGUUACGUGGGCUAUAUGUACGAGAGUCCCGACCAGGAGAAGCCUGUCUAUGAAGCAAAAGGUAUUGAGACCGUGCGAAGAGAUGGCUGCCCAGCUGGUGUUAAGUUACUCCAGCGGUCAUUGUGCGAGUUGUUCGAGACUGGUGACAUGUCGCGUGUGAAACGCGUGGUAUGCGCGACACUAGCGCGCCUCGCUGACGGCACACUGCCGCUACACGAGCUGUUCUUUACGCGCGAGUAUCACGGACCCGCUGGGUAUAAAUCGGGAGCCGCCGUGCCACCUAAUGAAAUUGCCAAGCGGUUAAUGUGCCGAGACCCGCGCAGCGUGCCACGUGCGGGAUGGCGCGUGUCAUGGCUGGUGUGCGCGGGCGCACCCGGCACCGCGCUGUCCCGACUGGCGCGCUCACCCCGCGAGCUGCUGCGCCAGCCCGCCACGCCACACGUCCUAUACUACGCCACGCGAGUCUUGCUACCUCCACUUCACCGCUGUCUUUCAUUGCUAGGAGUGCACGUCUUCAAUUGGUGGAAGGAAGUAGGUGAAGGGCGAGAGAUCCAGCUGGAGAGAGCGUCAGCUGGCCGCGGUGGUGGUAUCGCGAGGUACAUGGAGCGGGGGCGGUGCGCGGUGUGCGGGGCGCGGGGGGCGCGCUCUCUGUGCAGCGCCUGCGCUCGGCCACAAGCCCUGCUCCCGCUCGCCACCAGACUUGCGCGUGCGCACACGCAUUUACAGUAUUGUUAUGACAUGUGUAGAACCUGUACGGGCCACUCUGAGUGUCAACAAUGUGAGAACACCGAGUGUCCUGUGCUAUGGCGCAGACUCACCGCACAACAAAAACUAGAUGAAAUACGAGACGUUUUCAACAAUCUACCUCCUCACUUGACUUUGCAUGAUAUACAUUUUUAA
Molecule: messenger RNA, 5247 nt
Organism: Papilio machaon (common yellow swallowtail)
Lineage: Eukaryota; Metazoa; Arthropoda; Insecta; Lepidoptera; Papilionidae
Gene: DNApol-zeta
Product: DNA polymerase zeta catalytic subunit
Exons: 20
Coding region: 1-5247 (1748 amino acids)
Biological process (GO): error-prone translesion synthesis; double-strand break repair via homologous recombination
Cellular component (GO): zeta DNA polymerase complex; nucleus
Molecular function (GO): DNA binding; nucleotide binding; DNA-directed DNA polymerase activity
Source: RefSeq, a predicted model, not a curated record